Messenger RNA from Manis pentadactyla (Chinese pangolin), 2166 nucleotides. RefSeq names its product solute carrier family 39 member 7 (gene SLC39A7). Gene Ontology annotation, cellular component: membrane. The coding region runs from base 168 to 1571 and encodes 467 amino acids. Gene Ontology annotation, molecular function: zinc ion transmembrane transporter activity. The record is from RefSeq and is a predicted model, not a curated record. Gene Ontology annotation, biological process: zinc ion transmembrane transport; intracellular zinc ion homeostasis. The transcript has 8 exons. Lineage: Eukaryota; Metazoa; Chordata; Mammalia; Pholidota; Manidae.
UCGCACAUGCGCAUCAGGGAGGGCAGCCAAGUCAAUACAGGAGAGCCGACAUAUUAGUAAAGGUAUUGGAACCGAGGUAGAACGGAACUUCCUGUUCUCGCGGGAGCUAGAGGUGGGACUGCCACGUCUAAGCAAACGGGAAAAGGAAAGGAUACUGGAGCCGCGUGAUGGCCAGAGGCCUGGAGGUCCCCCGCUGUGGGGCCGUGGGACUGCUGAUCUGGGCGGCCUUGGGGCUGCUAGUGGCCGGACACGGAGGUCAUGGCGACCUGCAAGAGGACCUGCACGAGGACUUCCAUGGACACAGCCACAGGCAGUCACAUGAGGAUUUCCACCAAGGACACAGCCAUGCCCAUGGCCAUGGCCACACUCACGAGAGCAUCUGGCAUGGGCAUACCCACGGUCACGAACAUGGACAUUCACAUGAGGAUUUGCACCAUGGCCAUGGCCACUCCCAUGAGAGCCUCUAUCACAGAGGACAUGGACAUGACCAUGAGCACAGCCAUGGAGGCUAUGGGGAGUCUGAGGCUCCAGGCAUCAAGGAGGAAUUGGACACUGUCACUCUCUGGGCCUACGCACUGGGGGCCACAGUGCUAAUCUCUGCAGCUCCGUUUUUCGUUCUCUUCCUUAUCCCUGUGGAGUCAAACUGCCCCCGGCACCGUUCUCUGCUCCAGAUCCUGCUCAGUUUUGCUUCAGGUGGACUGCUGGGAGAUGCCUUCCUGCACCUCAUCCCUCAUGCCCUGGAACCUCAUUCUCACCAUCCUCUGGAGCAACCUGGACAUGGACACUCCCACAAUGGCCAGGGCCCCAUUCUGUCUGUGGGACUGUGGGUCCUCAGUGGAAUUGUUGCCUUUCUUGUGGUGGAGAAAUUUGUGAGACAUGUAAAAGGAGGACAUGGACACAGUCAUGGACAUGGACACACUCAUGGUCACACACAUGGAAGCCAUGGACAUGGAAGACAGGAGCAUCCUUCAAAGAAGAAGCAGAGCUCAGAGGAAGAAGAAAAGGAAGGAGAGGGGUCACAGAAGAGAAGACGAGGGAGCACAGGGCCCAAAGAUGGGCCAGUGAGACCUGAGAAUUCUGAAGAUGAAAAAACAGGUUCAGAUCUGCGUGUGUCAGGGUACCUAAAUCUGGCUGCUGACCUGGCACACAACUUCACAGAUGGUCUGGCCAUUGGUGCUUCAUUUCGUGGGGGUCGGGGGCUAGGGAUCGUGACCACACUGACUGUCUUGCUCCAUGAAGUGCCCCAUGAAGUCGGGGACUUUGCCAUCUUGGUCCAGUCUGGGUGCAGCAAAAAGCAGGCGAUGCGUCUACAACUACUCACGGCAGUAGGGGCACUGGCAGGCACAGCCUGUGCCCUCCUAACUGAAGGAGGAGCAGUGGGCAAUGAAAUUGCAGGUGGUACAGGUCCUGGCUGGGUUCUACCAUUCACUGCAGGUGGCUUUAUCUAUGUGGCAACAGUGUCGGUGUUGCCUGAGCUGUUGAGGGAGGCAUCACCACUGCAGUCACUUCUGGAGGUGCUUGGGCUGCUGGGAGGAGUUGUCAUGAUGGUGCUGAUUGCCCACCUCGAGUGAGAGGUAGGAUAAACUGCCCCCACCCCAGCCCUGAACCUCUAGCCUCUUAAGUCUCCCAGGUCAGGGGACUGUGGAAUUUGGAGGCCCUGGCCAGAGACAUCUGCCAAAGAAGUUCUAUCCUAGGAAAGUGGUGACUUUGGCAUGAGGGCCAUGGCAGUCCUACAAGGGGCUGCAGAGGUGAGAAUGAGAGGCCAGAGGGGCCAUAGUGUUUGUUGAGCAUGUGCUGACCAUGUUUUUGGAUUUGCGGGGCUACAUGGGGUCAUAAAAAAGAGGAGGAGUGAUGGCAGCCUACCCCUGUCCCCCUACUCAACCUCUUCACAGAGGACCAAGCUACUACACAGGCUUCUUCAGGGUCGUCUGACUCUUUCCCACCUGUUAUUGGAAGUUUCAGGAAAGACCAGAGCCCUGGACAGAGGGUAGCAGGAAGAGUCAGGGAUGAUCAAAUAAAUGUCAAUCGUGUGUCCUAAUUUGGAAGUGAUUGGGGGAGAGGGGGAGCUACUAAUCUCAUGGCCUGAUUUUUUAAUUUCUUUUUAUAUCACUGAAUGGAAGGGGAGGGGUGGUGACCGGAAAUAAAGUCUUUAAAUCUUCCACCUCA